Schizophyllum commune H4-8 is the source of this 2865-nucleotide messenger RNA. RefSeq lists its product as uncharacterized. NCBI's taxonomy places the organism in Eukaryota, Fungi, Basidiomycota, Agaricomycetes, Agaricales, Schizophyllaceae. Gene Ontology annotation, molecular function: protein binding. The transcript is spliced from 14 exons. Bases 1 to 2865 code for a protein of 954 amino acids. Gene Ontology annotation, biological process: protein ubiquitination. The record is from RefSeq and is a predicted model, not a curated record.
AUGCAGUCUAACAAAGAUAGCGAUGCCCCUUCGCGCAGUGAAGAGUAUUACAUCGAAGGAGGAGACGUCGUCGUGCGGGUCGAAAACACACUCUUUCGACUGCACGGCCUUCACCUGAAGCGCGCGACGACGUUUUUCGAGGACUUCUUCACGACAACCGCUUGGGAUGCCCAAUCGCGGCUGGGCCUAGAUGACGGCUCUCCCCUCGUCAUCGAAAAGUUAAAGGCCAAAGAUUUUGAUACCUUAAUGUGGUUCUUCUACAAGUCGGCCUACAGCUGGUCAUGUUCCCCGGACGCGACGGUCACCCCAAGAUGGGAACGCGUUCUACAGUGCGCCGAAGUGCUCCGGAUGCCCCAAGUUUGCAAGGUUGCUAGCCAUGCGCUGAAUUGCGCACAAGCUCUCAGUCCACUUCGCAAGAUCGCGCUGUGCGCAAAGCACGGCUUGGGCGAUACAUGGGCCAAGAAGGAAGUGGAAAGCGUUAUCAGCCGCCGCGACGCUCUGACUGUCGAGGAAGCCCACUCCCUCGGCAUCGAUUUGGCAAUCAAAUUGGCCGGCGCUCGCGAAGAGCUACUCCGCGUACCGAAGCUUCGAGGGAAUUGCAGGGGCGUCCAGUGCAGCAACUGUCGAAAUGAUAUGUCGUGCGAGAAGGGUAUUCAUUACUGUCCGCAAACGCAAUGUCACGGUAGGCGUCGUUGGACACCGGAGGAUUGUCCUCUCGAGCCUGCGUUAUCCUCUGCUGCCGUACGAACAAUCUCAUCUGCAAUAUCUCUCCAACCAGCUCUAGAGAACGCAACAUCGACCGCCAGUCUCCGCACCUUUGACAAGGGGUACGCACAUGGUGGCGACGUCUUCUUCCAGGUCCAGGAUCGACUAUUCUUUUGCCAUCGCUACCACCUUUGCACAGCAUCGCCCAUCUUUGAGGGCAUGUUCUCCCUCCCAGGGAGUGACUAUACCGAAGGAACCUCCAUGGAAGCGCCCAUCAAGCUUGAGCAUAUCAAGGCGAGCGAAUUUCAGCACCUCCUCUACUUCUUUUACGACUCCGCCUAUGAGUGGCUUCCGAACAUUGAUCCGGAUAGCGUCCCCAUGUGGGAGUCCAUCCUUCACCUAGCAGACCAAUUCGUCAUGGAGGAAGUCAAGGCUGUCGCUCUAUACGCCCUCGGCCACGACAGCGCGAUCGGAAGUGCUCAUAAGUUGACGUUAUGCAGUCGCUACAACGUCGAGAAGACAUGGGCACAGGGCGCCUUCCAGAACUUAUGUUCCCGCUCGGAUCCUCUCAGCGACGAUGAGAUGGAAGAGCUCCCGCCUAAGGUUGCUGCUGCCGUUGCGCGAGCACGUGAAGCGUUCAUAGCACACCGCCACGCUGCCCAACACACUUCUGUACCAGCAACGAAGUUCGCACUGGACCUUCUACGGCCAUCACUCGCGUCCCUCGACAUGGACCCCAGCAGGGUGUCGCGCAGCCAGGACUUCUACCGUGAAGACGGUGAUUUCGUUAUACGUGCGCGAGACACACUGCUUCGUCUGCAUGGUUACCAUUUGAAGAGAGCGACGACUUUCUUUGACGAAGAUCUGGCGCUCGCGAGCACCAAUCCUUUUGCGCCCGGUGCGACUGACGGGAAUCCUUACGUUCUACUUGGUGUCGAGGCUAUGGAUUUCCAAGCACUCGUCUGGUUCUUCUACGAGUCACCGUAUACCUGGAUAGAUAUCCCCAUUGUUGACGCGGCGCGCGUUUUCCUUUGGGAGUCCGUCCUCAUCUGCGCAGAACAGCUGCAGAUGACCCAGAUCACCAAGGUUGCCUGCUAUGCCUUGGACUGCGCCCAUGCCCUCUCCGACACGCGCAAGAUCUAUCUGUGCGCGAAGCACCACCUAGGGAAUCAAUGGGUAUCGGCAGAACUCGAGAGGCUGAUUUCCCGGAAAGAGCGCCUGACAUACGAGGAGACCGACGCGCUUGGGCCACAGAUAACCAUGGCUGUUCACUCUGCGCGUCAGACGCUGUCGAACUUCCCGCGCAAGCCGUGCCGCGCGCCGCGGUGCAGGAACUGCUAUGUUAUCGCUAUGUGCAAGGACGGCGUGCAUUUCUGCAAGUAUUGCGACGUGUACAACCAGGAAGCGGAGAGCUUGGCGAAGUGCCCGAAGCGGGACAGCGCGCCUUUCGAUCCUGAGGCGGUCAAAUCGGUCGUGUCUGCGAUGGUGCUUUCCGAAGAUGAUGAUGCCCCUCCGUCUUACUGGACGCCGAAAACCAGGAUCGAUACGCUAGGGGGCGACCUGUUCUUCGAGGUCGAGGAACAACUGUUCAGCAUCCAUUCGUAUCAUCUGCUUGCAGUCUCGCCGGUCUUCGCCAUGAUGCUCGAACUCCCGUCAGGAGAUGAGCACUCACGCGAAGGCACUCGAGACAAUCCCAUUCAAUUGCGGUUCUUCAAGGCCGCGGACUUCGAGAGCCUGCUCUACUUCUUUUACGACUCGGCGUAUGACUGGUUGCCACAGGUCGAUCAGACCAUGGUCAACACAUGGAUAUCUAUCCUCUCCAUGGCGGAUAUGUACGACAUGGAUAAGGUCAAGGCGGUCGCGCUGUACGCGCUAGGCCGCGAAACCGCGCUGGGCGACGUACGCAGGCUCGCCGUAUGCCUUUGCUACGGCGUCGACAAAUCCUGGGCGCAAGACGCAUUCACGCGCAUCAUUACUCGAGGGGAAUUCCUCACAGACGAGGAGGUCGAGGAGCUGAUCGCUUGCCCGAAGAUGAUAGGGGAGAUCGGAAGGGCGCAACUUGAGCUUCUUCUCGCGGCCGUCCCGCGUCAUAUUCCGCGUCUUCUGCUCAGCAAGCGCCAGCGGACGCUGUGGCGCGGGCCGUACGAGACCAUUACCUGA